Cryptomeria japonica (Japanese cedar) is the source of this 645-nucleotide messenger RNA. RefSeq lists its product as uncharacterized. Bases 1 to 645 code for a protein of 214 amino acids. The record is from RefSeq and is a predicted model, not a curated record. Lineage: Eukaryota; Viridiplantae; Streptophyta; Pinopsida; Cupressales; Cupressaceae. The transcript has 2 exons.
AUGGUUGAUUCAGAGAAAGUGAUAGUGGCGGGAGAUUUCAAUGCCAUACUCAAUAACGUAGAAAAAUAUGGAGGCUUAAGAAUGAAUGCCCAUGUGAUGGAAGAUUUUCGAGAUUUUGUGACAGAUAAUAACCUUUUUGAUGUGAUCCCUAAAUCAGGAAACUUUACUUGGACUAAUAGGAGGGCGAAUUUUAGCAGAAUUUUGGAGAGAUUGGACAGAAUAUUCAGUGGAACAUAUUGGAUUAGAGGACAAUUUGACUUGGAGACAACAAUUCUACCCUUAACACUCUCGGAUCAUUUCCUGGUUCAGUUGAACUGUAUCACAUCAAUGGCAAAGAAUAUUUUUUCAGAGAAAAUGAGGGUGGAAGUGGAACUUGACAGGCUCAAUAAGGUGGUGAUUGAGAAUGGGAUGUCAAAUGAAGAAUCUAAUACUGAGAAUUCUCUUAAAGCAGAAUUGGCAGAGAUUCUUCUAAGAGAAGAAAUGUUUUGGCGGGACAAAUCUAGAGAAUUAUGGAUCGAAGUUGGAGAUUCAAUUUCAAAAUUCUUUCAUGCUUCAUUAAAAGCAAAGAGGAACAAAAACAUAAUUAAUCAUUUGACGGAUGAUUCAGGCAGAUUGGUUGGUAAAGAGAGGAGUUGGAAUGCAUAG